UCAGGACGAAAGCCCCUCAUCCGAAAAAUCUGAUGUCAUCUUGCCGGCAAUAUUUUCCUCUCUGUCUGUAUUUUCAAUUUCAAUCAUAUUCCACUCCAUUACAGAUAGUGUGUGUAAUUGGUGAAGGGUGUAGUAGACUGUGUGUCGUUUGUUUCUGUUUGCACCCACAUCAUGCAUCUCAAUGGAGCAGCAGCAGCUGAUCUAGACGGCUUGUUUUGUUGAAUGAAGGUGGACGCUUAGGACACAACAGGUUAUUAGCGUUUUUAAAGGAGAUAAAUACGAUGUCUGCGAGAGAAAGACUGAAAGAGAAGAUGGUAAAAGAGAGCGUGACACUGCUGCCAUGCUUUUAUUUCGUGGAGCUUCCUCUCCUGGUCUCAUCUGUGGUCAGUGUGUAUUUCCUGGAGUGGACGGACAUUUUCAAACCGGUCCGCUGGGGUUUCAGCUGCCACGACCGCAGUCUGAGUCUGCCUUAUAUCGAACCCACGCAUGAGGUUAUUCCCUUCCUCAUGCUCCUCAGCCUCACUUUCGCAGCUCCUGCUAUUACGAUCAUGAUCGGAGAGGGGAUUCUGUUCUGCUGUCUGUCGCGAGCGCAGUGCGGAGGUGGAGCUGAAGCCGAUAUCAAUGCGGCCGGCUGCAACUUUAACUCUUUCGUCCGGCGAGGUGUCAGGUUUGUGGGCGUUCACGUGUUUGGCUUAUGUGCCACUGCUUUGAUUACCGACAUCAUCCAGUUGUCGACGGGUUACCCCGCCCCUUACUUCCUGACUGUCUGCAAGCCCAACUACACUUACCUCAAUGCCUCCUGUGAAGAAAGUUUCUUCAUCCUGGAGGACAUCUGCUCAGGAUCUGACGCUGCUGUCAUCAACGCCGGCAGAAAAUCCUUCCCGUCACAGCAUGCAACACUGGCAUCCUUUGCUGCCGUGUAUGUCUCGAUGUACUUCAACAGCACGUUGACGGACUCAUCCAAACUGCUGAAGCCUCUUCUGGUCUUCUCCUUUAUUAUCAGUGCCAUCAUAUGUGGCCUAACCCGCAUUAUUCAGCACAAGAACCACGCCAUUGACGUUUACCUGGGCUUCCUGCUUGGAGGGGGCAUCGCUGUUUACCUAGGUUUGUUUGCUGUAGGGAACUUUCAACCGAGCAAGGAGAAAAGGACAAGUCAGUUUCACAUUCGGGAUUCUCAUCGAACUAUGGCUGACCUGUGUCAUCAAGGUCACCACCUCCCUGCCAAGAGCUGCAGUGGCAGUGACGGCCUCUCAUCUUCAUGCUCCGAUGGCAUCCUACACCGCAAUGCCCAACACCACCAGGCAGGACCUCCAAGCAGCCUGAAAAAAACUCGCAGAGAUGUGGAGGUCAUUAAUACUCGCAGCCCUCCACACAAGGAGAACAUGGUGACCUUCAACACUUUGCCGAGAGUGCAUACGCCCGCCAUGGACGAGUCUGCCUUCCGGAACGCCACCAUCCACACGUCCUCGGUAGAUUCGAGUCGAUCCAAGCAGCUGCUGUUGCAAUGGAAGAGUAAGAAUGAGAACCAUAAACAUUCCCUGCAUGCCAUGGAAGGUGGACCAGGACAGUCUCCUCCAAACUGCAUGGAUGUCCGCUACAAUUCUGAACCCUCAGCUGUGGGGAUCAACGGUGAACAUCAGGGACCUGGAACCCCAUAUCUAAAAAUGGCAUCUGGAAGUACAACACUUCCAAGCAACCCCAGCGGAAUUGCUGGCGGUGCUCGGAUAGCCAUCCAGUCUCGACCUGGUUCCUCGCAGUUGGUCCACAUCCCAGAGGAGACGCAGGAGAACAUGGGCGGCUUGCCAAACAACUCCCGUGACAAAUGGCUGAAAAGCAUGGAGAGGACUGUGGAGAAGGGCGGUGAGGUACCGGUGGUUAGGACUAACUCUAAUGGCCAGCCGCGCAUCAUGCAAGUCAUUGCGAUGUCCAAGCAGCAAGGUCUCCUGCAGGGAAGCUCUCCCAGUUCUGAGAGCAGCAGCCACACCAGCUCCACAGCACCGCUCCAGCGCUACAAGAGCCUAACUGAGGAGUCUGGAGGUCAAGGCAGCACUGGAGCCAUCAUUCGGGUGGAAGCCCAUCCGGAGAACGGCCGACCCCUGGUGCAUGCGCACUCCACGGAUGGAAGUGGCUCCUGGACGUGGAAGUCCCAAAGCAGCUUAAGACAGUCAUUUGAGCUUAACGACUUGAAUCGGGACUCGGAGAGCUCUGAAUCCGUGAGAGAUGGGAACAGUUCUACAGACAAAAAGAGCUCUACGGACAGAAAGAAGAAUGGCUCUAAUGCUCCUAAACCCGUCGCUGUGCCAACUGUCCCAACUGUCCCUAUUGUAUCUACAGCAGGCAGUAACCACCAUCCCAUCCAGACCAUUUCCACCAUCCGGGUCACUCCCAUGGAAAUGAAUGAAACUGGUCCUGGGAGCCACGACUCCAGCUUGCGUAGAAAAACCAGGAUUCUCAUCCCUGAAAGAGGAAACAGUCCAGAUAAUACCAGGAACAUUUUUUACAAGGGAACAUCCACCACCCCUGUUUUUAAAGAGUAGUCAGUCAUUAUCUUGACAAAACAAACAAAUGAAGAAACCAGAAGAGGUUGGGUGUUUUUACAUAGACACAUUUGCUAUGUUUUACACAGUUAUGCAUGAGAUGAUUCACUGACUUAUAUACUUAUAAAUAUAUACAUGACAGAAAGAAAAGCACAAAAUCCAGGUUUUGGUCGUAAUUCUGUUUACUUUUGUGGUAAUAACAUUGUAAACAUAUGACAGUAUAUCACAUGGAAAUGGUCUUACCUUUUAUGACACACUGUGAAGAUGAAACUGUGACUGUGCCAAGUUUGAACUGCAACACUGUAUUCAAGUAUUUAACAUCACAGAUAUCUAAAAGAUUUUUCAUAUAGUCAUAAUUUCAUAUACAUCAUUCACUUAUUCACACAAUGAUAACUAUGCUUGCUAGCUGAAACUCUUAUUUUUGUAUUCUGUAAAUAACUUUUAAACUUGGUGCUGCCCAAUUCUA
Molecule: messenger RNA, 3003 nt
Organism: Rhinichthys klamathensis goyatoka
Lineage: Eukaryota; Metazoa; Chordata; Actinopteri; Cypriniformes; Leuciscidae
Gene: plppr4b
Product: phospholipid phosphatase-related protein type 4
Exons: 7
Coding region: 282-2537 (751 amino acids)
Biological process (GO): phospholipid metabolic process; signal transduction; axonogenesis
Molecular function (GO): phosphatidate phosphatase activity
Source: RefSeq, a predicted model, not a curated record